GAGCUCGCAGGCAGCAUGGCGGGGCUGUGGGCCAGGCGGGGCUCGGGGCUCGGGCUGGUGGCGCUGUCCACGCUCGGCCUCUGCCUAAUGCUGCAGGUGGGCGCCAAGAGACCCCCCAAGACGCCCCCCUGCCCCCCCAGCUGCUCCUGCACCAGGGACACCGCCUUCUGCGUGGACUCUAAGGCGGUGCCCAGGAACUUGCCCUCCGAGGUCAUCUCUCUGACGCUGGUGAAUGCUGCCUUCUCAGAGAUCCACGAUGGAGCGUUUUCCCACCUGCCACUGCUGCAGUUCCUGUUACUCAAUUCCAACAAGUUUACACUGAUUGGAGACAAUGCCUUCACAGGACUGUCGCACUUGCAGUACCUCUUCAUUGAGAACAAUGACAUCUGGGCACUAUCCAAGUUUACCUUCAGAGGACUCAAGUCUUUGACACACCUCUCACUGGCCAACAAUAACCUGCAGACACUGCCUAGAGACAUCUUUCGGCCCCUGGACAUCCUGAGUGACUUGGACCUGCGGGGCAACUCUCUCAACUGUGACUGCAAGGUGAAGUGGCUGGUGGAGUGGCUGGCACACACCAACACCACGGUGGCACCCAUCUACUGCGCCAGCCCACCCCGCUUCCAAGAGCACAAGGUGCAGGAUCUGCCGCUGCGGGAGUUUGACUGCAUCACCACAGAUUUCGUGCUGUACCAGACCCUGUCCUUCCCAGCGGUGUCAGCCGAGCCCUUCCUUUACUCCAGCGACCUCUAUUUGGCUCUUGCCCAGCCAGGAGCCAGCACGUGCACCAUCCUCAAGUGGGACUAUGUUGAAAGGCAGCUUCGAGACUAUGAUAGAAUCCCAGCCCCUUCUGCAGUGCACUGCAAGCCGAUGGUGGUGGACAGCCAGCUGUACGUGGUGGUGGCCCAGUUGUUUGGUGGCUCUUACAUUUACCACUGGGACCCCAACACCACACGCUUCACCAAGCUGCAGGACAUCGACCCUCAGCGCGUGCGCAAGCCCAACGACCUCGAGGCCUUCCGCAUCGACGGCGACUGGUACUUUGCUGUGGCCGACAGCUCCAAGGCAGGCGCCACCAGCCUUUACCGCUGGCACCAGAACGGCUUCUACUCCCACCAGGCCCUGCACCCCUGGCAUCGAGACACUGACCUGGAAUUCGUGGACGGCGAGGGCAAGCCGCGCCUGAUUGUGUCCAGCAGCUCCCAGGCCCCCGUCCUCUACCAGUGGAGUCGCACCCAGAAGCAGUUUGUGGCCCAGGGCGAGGUGACCCAGGUGCCUGACGCCCAGGCUGUGAAACACUUCCGCGCGGGUCGCGACAGCUACCUGUGCCUCAGCCGCUACAUCGGUGACUCCAAGAUCCUGCGCUGGGAGGGCACCCGCUUCUCCGAGGUGCAGGCCCUGCCCUCCCGGGGCUCACUGGCCCUGCAGCCCUUCCUGGUGGGUGGCCGCCGCUACCUGGCGCUGGGCAGCGACUUCUCCUUCACUCAGAUCUACCAGUGGGAUGAGGGGCGGCAGAAGUUCGUGCGGUUCCAGGAGCUGGCGGUGCAGGCCCCUCGGGCCUUCUGCUACGUGCCUGCUGGGGAUGCCCAGCUGCUCCUGGCCCCCAGCUUCAAGGGACAGACGCUUGUGUACCGACACGUGGUGGUGGAUCUCAGUGCCUAG
Molecule: messenger RNA, 1662 nt
Organism: Hippopotamus amphibius kiboko
Lineage: Eukaryota; Metazoa; Chordata; Mammalia; Artiodactyla; Hippopotamidae
Gene: LGI3
Product: leucine rich repeat LGI family member 3
Exons: 8
Coding region: 16-1662 (548 amino acids)
Biological process (GO): regulation of exocytosis
Cellular component (GO): synaptic vesicle
Molecular function (GO): protein binding
Source: RefSeq, a predicted model, not a curated record